Molecule: messenger RNA, 1449 nt
Organism: Lactuca virosa
Lineage: Eukaryota; Viridiplantae; Streptophyta; Magnoliopsida; Asterales; Asteraceae
Source: the annotation of a GenBank genome assembly
GUGUAACAAGUAGAUCGAUACCCCGCCCCAAAAAUUCGCAGAAAAGGGAUCAGACAAACAUCCACACUCUAGGACAGAGCAAACACCAGAACAACAACUAGCUUUUGCUCUUUAAUGCUCUCUCUCUCUCUCUCUUCCCCAAAACUCGAUACUCUUGAUUCUCUUUCAUAUUUUCAUGAAAGCAGGAAAGAAACCCUUGCUUCUUUAAAGGAAAAAUUCAAAGAAUCACUUUAAAUUUCCCUUUUGCAGUGUCUCUGAUGAUGACAAUAAUAGGUGAUUUAAGAUGAGAUUAUGGCUGCUGUGUUGUUAUCAGAUAUUAUGGCUCAAAACAACAACAACAACAGCAAUGCCAGUGAUGAUGUUAAACCCACCAUUUUACACGACUUUCUUGGCCGGGGAUGUGCUCCGGUGACCAAGAUCGCCGCCGCUAGUGAUGUUGCUAGUGCUUCCUCCCCUUCUGCUUCCGUCUCCGGUGGUGGUGGUGGCCGUGGUGGUGGGCCGGUCUCCACCACUUCUGAUCUGGGUUCUGAAAGACAAGCUGGGUUACACCUCGAAGGGGUGCCAUUCUAUGGUCAAAAAACCGAUUUUUCAACAUCCCAGAUUAGGUAUUCCGGGACCAAACGCAGCAACUCAGAUUCUAUUUUCAUGGCGCCUUCAAGAGAAGCCAUCCCACAAUUGCGACCAGAUUUUCCUGAAACCUCACACUUAAUGAAGAUGCUGAGAAAUGUAGGAGGAGAACGCCAUAGAUGGCCUCAUGAGGAUGAAUCAUUCAUGGGUAUGCAUCAAAUGAGGCCAACAUCAUCAUCAUCUCUAAUGCUACAACAACAACAACAACAACAACAACAACAACAACAACAACCUGGUAAACCUGAUCAUGCAAAUUCAUCAAAAUGGGAACGAGCCAUUCCUGUAAACGUUGGGCCUGUACUUCAGUACCCUCCACCUGCUGCUGCUCAAGUUGUACAGUACAAGUAUCAACCUGUUCAAAACAGAUUCAAAGAUGCCAAUAGCAAUAUGAAUAUGAAUGUGAAUGUGGGUCCCUCUUUGAUUUCCCAAUCAGCUGCUGAUGAAGGCUCCAGAACUGGAAUCAAAGGCUCUGGGAUUUUCACCUCCUCCGCCAAUGGUGGUGGCGGCAGUGGUGGCGGUGGAGUGGCUGAGCCAGGCGGCAGUAAACAAAAGUCAGUGAUUGGUAAUACUGAUUCAGGCUCUACCCCAACUCGCCAGAUGACUAUAUUUUAUGGUGGUCAAGCUCAUGUGUUUGAUGAUGUCCACCCAAACAAGGCAGAUGUAAUAAUGGCUCUAGCUGGAUCCAAUGGUGGAUCAUGGUCUACAAGUUUCUUACCCAAUCCAUCUAUAAAACCAUCCGGAGGCCAAGUGAUGAAAGAUGGAGAACAGAAGAGUGAAGAGAAGCAGUGAUUAAUUAAUUUAGGAACUUUUAAAGGUACCUCA